AUGAAGAGCAUGGCUAAGGCGCCGGAGGGAGAAGAGGAAGCCUUCCUGCAGCCCUCUCAGAAGGGGUCUCCCGGGCUCCAGGAGGAUUGCUAUGCGGGCCUGCUGGGGAAGGCCUUGCUCUCCUAUCCCGACCAGGGACUCUGCGCCCCGGCGCUGCAGCGAGCCAGUUCGCUGGACAGCCGAGAGCAGGGCGACCUGGAGCCUGGGCUGCCCAUUGGGAUCAAGUCAGAAAUACAUUUUAACAGUGAAGCCCUUUCCUCGGAAGAGGAGGAUACAGAUAUUCAUGACAGUAAAAUAAAACCCUUCGACAAAAACCUGUCUCCGAAGAAAACCAUCACGCAGAUUAUGAAGGAUAAAAAGAAACAGACCCAGCUCACCCUUCAGUGGCUGGAAGAAAACUACAUCGUGUGUGAAGGAGUUUGUUUACCGAGGUGCAUCCUUUAUGCACAUUAUUUAGACUUCUGCAGGAAAGAGAAGCUAGAACCUGCCUGUGCUGCAACGUUUGGGAAGACCAUUCGCCAGAAAUUCCCCCUGCUUACCACACGGCGGCUUGGGACAAGAGGCCAUUCAAAGUAUCAUUAUUAUGGAAUCGGCAUUAAAGAAAGCAGUGCAUAUUACCACUCUGUGUAUUCUGGAAAAGGGUUGACAAGGUUUUCUGGAAGCAAGUUGAAGAAUGAGGGUGGCUUCACUAGGAAAUAUUCUCUUAGUUCCAAAACUGGAACACUCCUUCCAGAGUUCCCCAGUGCUCAACACCUUGUGCUUCAAGGGUGCAUUUCUAAAGAAAAGGUAGAUACCCUUAUCAUGAUGUACAAAACACACUGUCAGUGUGUCCUUGACAAUGCAAUUAAUGGGAACUUUGAAGAGAUUCAGCAUUUCUUACUACAUUUUUGGCAAGGAAUGCCUGACCAUCUUCUUCCCCUGCUUGAAAAUCCUGUUAUCAUUGACAUCUUCUGUGUUUGUGACUCAAUACUCUACAAGGUCCUCACAGAUGUACUCAUCCCUGCAACAAUGCAAGAAAUGCCAGAAAGUUUAUUGGCAGAUAUAAGAACUUUUGCUAAAAACUGGGAACAGUGGGUUGUUUCAUCUCUAGAAAAUCUACCAGAAGCUCUGGCAGAUAAGAAACUGCCUAUUGCACGAAGAUUUGUUUCCGCUCUGAAACGACAGACAUCAUUCUUACACCUAGCUCAGAUUGCCCGACCAGCCCUCUUUGAUCAGCAUGUGGUGAAUUCCAUGGUGGCUGAUAUUGAGAAGGUAGAUUUGAAUAGCAUUGGGUCUCAAGCUCUUCUCACAGUCUCAGGCAGCAUGGAAUCUGAUGGGGAAGUCUACACUGAAUAUGACUCUAUUACAGUGUUCCAAGAACUGAAGGACCUGCUAAAGAAGAAUGCCACUGUGGAAUCAUUUAUUGAAUGGUUGGAUACUGUGGUUGAGCAAAGGGUUAUCAAGGCAAGCAAACAAAAUGGGAGGUCACUGAAGAAGAGAGCUCAAGAUUUCCUUCUCAAAUGGAGCUUUUUUGGUGCCCGAGUCAUGCAUAAUCUCACCCUAAACAACGCAUCAAGUUUUGGUUCCUUUCAUUUGAUCCGUAUGCUACUAGAUGAGUACAUCCUGCUAGCCAUGGAGACCCAGUUCAACAAUGACAAAGAACAAGAACUCCAGAAUCUGUUGGACAAGUAUAUGAAGAAUUUGGAUGCAAGUAAAGCUGCCUUUACCGCAUCACCAAGCUCUUGCUUCCUAGCAAACCGCAACAAAGCUGCUACCCUUCCUAGUGACACGUCAGUCAAAAAUGAGUGCCUUGCAGAGCAAACGUAUGUGUCAUUGUCAGCCAACCAGCACAGCAGUUUAUAUUCUGGUUUGAACCCCUUCUCCACUGGGGACAGUGAAAAUAUGCAGCUAACAGGUCAGCUGGAGCUCUCUCAAAGCACUGGUCAUCUGAUGACGCCACCAAUUUCCCCAACCAUGGCCAAUCGAGGAAGUGUUAUCAACCAGGGCCCAAUGGCUGGGAGACCGCCAAGUGUAGGCCCAGUGUUAUCCACACAUUCACACUGCUCUUCCUAUUCAGAGCCCCUUUACCAGACAUUGUCACAAACCAAUCAGAGCUAUUAUGGAAGCAAUUCCAACUACCAGGCCAUGUUCAGGCCCCAGACCUCUACCCCUUCAGGAGUUUAUCACCACAGGGCAGAGCACAGUCGAUUUUCAGCCUUGAGUGAGCAGCAAUUCUCCAGAGACUACUUCAGUAGCAGUUGUGCUGUGUCUCCAUACAAUCCCAGGUCUCCCUCCAACUACGGUCCCUCCUCGACUACACAGGACACACACAAUAUGCAGUUUUUGAACACUGGGAGCUUCAAUUUCCUGAGCAAUUCAGUGUCUGCUGCCUGUCCAGGAGCCACAUAUCCCCCUAAUGCUUCCAAUGGAUACUAUGGAAACAACAUAAACUACCCAGAAUCCCACAGACUUGGCUCAAUGGUGGAUCAGCAUGUUUCUGUAAUCAGUAGUGUAAGCAGCAUUCGACCACUGCCGCCAUACAAUGACAUUCAUGACCCACUCAACAUCUUAGAUGACAACGGAAGAAAACAGGCAGGCUCAUACUAUACAGAUUCCUCAUCUUCAAUAGUCUGUCGGACCCCCAUAACUUCAGAUAUGCAAACUGCAAUAUCUACAUCCUCCUCCCAGUGCAUGUACGGAACAUCUAACCAGUAUCCUUCUCAGGAAACCCUGGACUCCCACGGACAGCCCAAUAGAGAGAUGGUGUCAUCUUUACCACCAAUCAACACUGUCUUCAUGGGAGCUGCUGCUGGAGGCACUUGAAUUAGGAGUGGCAUUUUAUUUUUUUACAUUUUUCCAGUUCUAGCCUCUGAUGGUUUUGUUAGUUGUCAAAUCCCAUCAAUGACUGGGAUGAAAAAGUAUUAAAAAUUGGUCUUAAGGAACCCAUCCUGAAGAUAUUAACACCCAAACAGAAAACAAAUUGUAUUCAGAUUGUGUCCUGCACAUGAAUUGCUCAGAAAUUGUCAUCAUCAAUGCGGUUCUGAAGUCAUAACUUCAAAGUGAGCAGAAGGAACCAAUGAUUCUUGCAAACACAUCUCAGCUGUGAAGAAACAAUUAUUCCCAUUUUUAAUUUAUUAAAUACACCGCUUCAGUCUUUCACGUAAACCUUUUUUGUAUAAAAAUUGUUUAUUUAAUGCCUGUGAUGCUUGUUAUUUAUUAGGAUUGCAGAGUCACUGUUUACUUUCUCUUGUUUGACAAAUAGUCAAAUGUAUGUUUUCUACCUCCUAUGGAAAUGUUUACAAGGUCAAUUUUUUACUGCUUCAAAUCAAUCUAAAUCAAAAAUUCUUAAGUUUUCUACUGUUGUGCAUUAAAAUGUCAAUUUCAAAUGCUUAGUGCCUUAUGCUCCUACUUAUGUUAAAGUUAGAGUCCACAAGAAUUAGCCAUGUUAUAGGGAAGGUUUUUCUUUUAAAAUAAUACACCUCUACCCCAAUAUAACAUGACCCGAUAUAACAUGAAUUCGGAUAUAAUGCGGUAAAGCAGUGCUCUGGGGGUGGGGGCUGCAUGCUCCAGCAGAUCAAAGCAAGUUCGAUAUAACGCGGCAAGAUUUUUUGGCGCCCGAGGACAGCGUUAUAUCAGGGUAGAGGUGUAAUAAUAAAACUUUAAACACCUUUCCUAUUUAAAUCCCACCUUUAGAGACUGCAAACAUUAUCCUCUAAAUAU
Mauremys mutica (yellowpond turtle) is the source of this 3699-nucleotide messenger RNA. It is a transcript of the gene RFX6, whose product is annotated as regulatory factor X6. The record is from RefSeq and is a predicted model, not a curated record. Bases 1 to 2802 code for a protein of 933 amino acids. Gene Ontology annotation, molecular function: DNA-binding transcription factor activity, RNA polymerase II-specific; RNA polymerase II cis-regulatory region sequence-specific DNA binding. Lineage: Eukaryota; Metazoa; Chordata; Testudines; Geoemydidae. Gene Ontology annotation, biological process: regulation of transcription by RNA polymerase II. The transcript is spliced from 19 exons.